Messenger RNA from Hansenula anomala, 945 nucleotides. It is a transcript of the gene ECT1, whose product is annotated as ethanolamine-phosphate cytidylyltransferase. Gene Ontology annotation, cellular component: cytoplasm. Gene Ontology annotation, biological process: phosphatidylethanolamine biosynthetic process. Gene Ontology annotation, molecular function: ethanolamine-phosphate cytidylyltransferase activity. The transcript has 3 exons. The record is from RefSeq and is a predicted model, not a curated record. NCBI's taxonomy places the organism in Eukaryota, Fungi, Ascomycota, Saccharomycetes, Phaffomycetales, Wickerhamomycetaceae. Bases 1 to 945 code for a protein of 314 amino acids.
AUGACAAUGACUGAGCUCAAAGAAGACCGUAUCUGGAUCGAUGGCUGCUUUGACUUCUUCCAUCAUGGCCACGCUAAUGCCAUAUUGCAGGCAAAGCAAUUAGGAUCAGAACUAUAUAUAGGGAUCCAUACAGAUGAAGAAAUCAAAUUAAACAAAGGUCCCACUGUGAUGAAUUUGAAAGAACGUCAAUAUACCAUAGAUGCCAAUAAAUGGAGUACUAAAACCAUCAUAAAUGCACCUUAUGUUACACAACCUAGUUGGAUGGAUGAAUAUCAAUGCAAAUAUGUUGUUCAUGGAGAUGAUAUCACUACUGAUAGUGAUGGAAAUGAUUGUUAUGGGAUCGUGAGGGACCAGGGGAGAUUGAAGUUGGUUAAAAGAACUGAAGGUGUGAGUACUACUGAUUUGAUUAAUAGAUUGUUGGUGCCAACGACAAAGCAUUAUAUAAAAGAUGUGGGAGGGAUGAUUGAUGAGAAUAAAGUGUUGAUAAAGAAUUUUGCUAGUGGUGUUGAUGGGAAGGAGCUGUAUGAUGGUGUUUGGUUUGUUGAUAAUGAUGAAGUUAAAGAAUUGUAUUAUAAAGAGAUGGGGCCAGUUGUUUAUGUGGAGGGCAGUUUUGAUCUAUUUAAUCCUUAUCAUAUUAGUGUACUUGAGGAAUUGAAAUUGAAAGGAUUAGAGAUUUUGGUUGGUGUUUACCGUGAUGGAGUGGAACAAACGAGUAUGGAUCUUUUACAAAGAUCAUUAUGUGUAUUACAAUGUAAAUAUGUUGAUGCGGUUGUUAUUGGAAGAUUUAAUGUUAGUGAAGGGUUUGUUAAUGAAUUUGAUGAAUUGAAUCAAAAUGGGAUCAGUAAAAGAAUCCAAGAUCAUUAUGAGUUGUACGUGGAGAGACAACGUAAAAAGGGUGUUAAGCAUGAAUUGGAGCAAGAACUUGAAAAGAAUAGCAAUAGAUAA